GUAACUCGCUAAGAAGAUGAAUGAGGAAAAUUAAAAUCUCUUCAAGUCAUUCCUGCUCAUUUUCAUUUCAUUCAUUCGUGAUUCAUUCACUUGUUAUCGGACUUCGGUGGUGUACUGUGAGUCAUAUAAACAAACACGGUGCGCGCUGCGGUUAUUUCGAGUGGAGUGAGUGAACUGUGCGAGUGUGAAGAAACUUUCAAGAAAACAUGUCUUUUUACUAUCCUAAAAACUUUCGUGCAAACGGAUGGGGAUGGCAUCGUACCGCGAAUGCUGCAUCUGCAGUGAGAGGAUUCUUGUCCAAAGAAAGAGGCGACGGUAGUUCCGAGCCUUUGGUUGGGAAUGGCAGUCUGUACCCUUCACUGCCUUCGGAGGAUGACACUACCUUCUCUGGUGUGAGACUGUAUCCUUCGCUGCCAGCCGAGGAGUAUGAAAGUGGCGCCGUUGAAGAGGUUGUAGAAGAAGCUUGCGCUGCUGUGAACGUCAAUUUGGAGCUCGGCGAAACCCGUCCAUCUUCGUUCGGUCCAGCGGCUUACCAGGACUUCAAGGACAUUCGCUCCCGGUGCCUGUCCGAGGGCCGACUGUUCGAAGACCCCGAGUUCCCGGCGGUGGAGCGCAGUCUAUUCUAUAAGGAACGGUUGGAUAGGCAUCUAGAAUGGCUUCGACCUUCGGAAAUAUGCGAGGAUCCACAGCUGUUUGUGGAGGGCUACAGCCGUUUCGACGUCCAACAGGGCGAGCUGGGCGACUGCUGGCUGUUGGCUGCCGUGGCCAACCUCACGCUACACAGAAAACUGUUCUUCCAAGUCGUACCGGACGACCAAAGCUUCGACGAGGAUUACGCUGGUGUCUUCCACUUUAGGUUCUGGCAGUACGGGCGGUGGGUGGACGUGGUAAUCGACGACCGACUGCCUACUUACCGCGGCAAGUUAGUGUUCUUGCACUCCUCCGAGAGGAACGAGUUCUGGAGUGCUCUACUGGAGAAGGCUUAUGCUAAACUGCACGGCUCAUACGAAGCUCUGAAAGGCGGCUCGACGUGCGAAGCGAUGGAGGACUUCACCGGCGGCGUCACGGAGAUGUACGAGAUGAACGAGUUGCCGCCCAACUUCUACACCAUACUGCUGAAGGCUUACGAGAGGAACUCGCUCAUGGGCUGCAGUAUUGAGCCGGACCCAAACAUCCUGGAGGCGGAGACACCCGUGGGUCUGAUCAGGGGACACGCGUACUCCGUGACCCGGGUCAAGUAUGUGGACAUUGAGACCCCGGGACGAGCGGGCAAGAUCCCGCUGCUGAGACUCAGGAACCCUUGGGGUAACGAAGCCGAGUGGAACGGAGCCUGGAGUGACAAGUCACCAGAAUGGCGUUUUAUACCGGAGUCAGAAAAAGAGGAGUUGGGUCUGACGUUUGAUGAUGAUGGAGAGUUUUGGAUGUCUUUCAAGGACUUCUGCAGCCACUUUGAUAGAGUAGAGAUCUGUAACUUGAAUCCUGAUUCCCUGGACCCAGAAGAGUGCCCCAAGGGAUGCACCAAAAAGUGGGAGAUGUCUGUGUUCGAAGGAGAAUGGGUUCGAGGAGUGACAGCGGGUGGGUGUAGAAACUAUCUGGAAACGUUCUGGAAGAAUCCUCAGUACACCGUCACCUUGAAAGAUCCUGAUGAAGACGACGCUGAAAAUAAGUGUACCAUAAUCGUAGCGCUGAUGCAGAAGAACCGUCGCUCGCAGCGCCACCAGGGGCUGGAGUGCCUCACGAUAGGCUUCGCCGUGUACCGCCUGCCGGACUACGGCCACGUGCCCAAGCCGCUCGACAUCAACUUCUUCAAGUACAACGCGUCUGUGGGCCGCUCGCAGGCGUUCAUCAACUUGAGAGAAGUCAGCGCUCGGUUCAAAUUCGAGCCCGGCCAGUACGUGAUAGUGCCGUCCACGUUCGAUCGCGACGAGGAAGGCGAGUUCCUGCUGCGCGUGUUCUCGGAGAAGAGCAACAACAUGGCCGAGAACGACGAGGAGGUCGGCAUGGGCGACGUGGACGACAGGGUAAAAGACAUAGCACCGAACCCCGAACCAGCGGAUCCAGUGCGAGACUUCUUCACCCGACUGGCUGGUUCCGACGGCGAGGUUGACUGGCAGGAACUGAAGGAGAUCCUCGACUACGCCAUGAGAGAGGAAAUGGCCAUGCGUCGCGGCGGAGGGGCGUACGAUGGAGGGGGAGGUGGGGGGCAAACGACCCCCCCGCAAGAGCAAAGCUGCCUCGAGCAGUUGCUCUGCGCACUUUGCGCACCCAUCUGCAAGGAGAUCGGCGUCGACUUGCAGCAAAUGCAAUCUCAACAACAGCAGGAGCAAGUUCAUCUGAACCAACCGCAGUCGCAAGAACUCAGAGGCGAAGGAUUCUCAAAGGACGUAUGCAGGAGUAUGAUCGCCAUGUUGGAUAAGGACAACUCGGGCGGCCUCGGCUUUGAGGAGUUCAAAUCACUUUGGAUCGAUUUACGUAACUGGAGAGCUGUGUUCCGCUUGUACGAUACCGAAGGGCGCGGCGCCAUCCCGCCGCAACACUUGCGCGACGCUCUGCACUCCGCCGGGUACACGGUCAACGCUCACGUGUUGAACGUACUAGCUCACAGAUACGGGUCACAUGACGGCUACAUACAGUUUGACGACUUCAUAAUGUGCGCCGUGCGAUUGAAAACCAUGAUCGCAAACAACGAACCGCUCGAGAAUCUCGAACGAGAACUGCAGAACCCGUGAGCGGACGCACGGACGCCCGGACAUAAAUACCUUCAAGGGUCGGUCUUCGGGAGGGGAUUUCGCCACGUUCUCCCUCGAUGAAUGGCUGAAUCGCACAGUUUACUCGUAAGAUAAGACUGUAAAGUAAUAUACGUCUUAAUACAAAAGCUUUAAGUCUACAUUUGAUUGUACCAUACAUGUUGAGGGUAAUUCAAUAUUUCUAAUUAACUCUUUUUUUAGGCUCAAAAGGACUAGAACUCAGAGCCGUAAAGCCAGUUUAUUAAAAAUAAAAUUGAAUAUUUUACUGAUUCUACUUACUUUUUCAACUUUUUUUUUAUUAAGGUUGUUUGUGAUUAUAUACUACAAAUAACCACACAAAGCAUUUAUUAUUUACAACAAAGUCAAAAGUUUCUAAAAAGUGCCUAUUCCUUAAUGUAUGUAGUGACGUCACAACUUAAGAUUGAAAUAUUAAAAAUAUCUAUUGAACAAAAAUUUUUAUUGAACAAAUAUAAAGCUGUAUUUACUUUUUUUUAUUGAAUUACCCUCAACUGUCAAUAGGACUUGUUAUUGCCAAUUAUUUUCAUGUAGAAUUAUAAUUCCGAUUUCUAAAUAUUUCGUAUACAUUUUUUAGUCACAACAUAAUUCUAUUGAAUAUAUUUCGUCAUGUCAUGUCAUGAUUCUGGUUUUUAUAUACGAUUACGGGUAUUAUUAUGGUGUUUAAAUUAAUAAUUAAAUUGUUGUCAUUUUUGUGUCGAUUAAUUGAAAAUUUUCAUUCUCAUUUGAUGUAGUGAUUGUUACUAAUAAAAAAAAAUAUUGAAUAUCUCUCAAUAUAAACGAAAAUGCCUUGAAUCGUCCGUAGAACAGAGUAAAUAUAAAAUAAUAUAUUACGUAAAAUAAGAUAGCAGUAUUUUUGUAUCCACCGAUUUUCCAUUCCAGUUUUAUCGAACGAGUAUAUAGAGAUUAUGGAGCUAUAAUUACUGAAUAAAUUUUCAUUAUGUGCCUACUUCAUUGUUUUUACCUAAUUGUGCCUAAAAGCCUACGAAUACUUUAUUAGUCUUCAGCACAGAUUAAACAAUAAUAGCCAGAUAAAGCGCUCGUAACUCGGCGUUGUCGUUGCUGCUCCAAAAACAAAAUUAAAAAAGAAUUAAUUCUUGAGUCAGUACGACACGAAGCGUCAUCAGUAAUUUUCAAUAUUAUUUAAGAAAGAUUAAGAAAAAGAUAUUAUUUAAAAAUUUAAGAAAAUGGCGUCUUGUGUUUUUAAAUAUUUUAAAAACUGUUCACAAAACUAAAGAAAUAAGAUGAAGUAUUUUUUAUUGGUUAUUAUAUUAAUUUGCGUAAUUGUUGUUAGUGUUAAAUUUUGAAAUACAAAUUAUGAAAAUAAUUGUAUAUACGGAUGUCAAGGACACGCGUGAUGUUUGUUUUUUUUUAUGACUUUUACCGGCUUGCAUCACGCUGCUUGUAAAGACUCAUUCUGGAUUAUCUUUAUUCUGUGGUCUUCAGUUGUUAUUAUUAGUAUUAUAGUACAUCAAUGACACAGCUUAUUUGUCGUAGCCUUUUAUGUUGAUUUUUUUUUUAAUAAUGCUCUAUUAUCUAUGUACUCGAUUUCGAACUUUCAAUGAAAUAGUCGAGAAUAGUCUAUCUUUAGUUACUGUGCGAUUAAAGCUAGGUGCUUAGAUAUGUAUGCAGAAUUGUAAAAGUGUAUUUCAUGAAAAAAAAAAUCGAAAUAUUUAUGGUAAUAUAAUAUAUUGAAAAUAUAAAUAUAAUAUGUAUCUGUAAUAUUAAUUGUAAGCACUAUGCUGCGUUGACAAUGCAUUUUUUUGCAAGUUAUUUAUAAAAUUAAAUUAUGACAAUUUUUAUUUUUUUUUUAUAUCCCAAGUGAGAUCUGAAAUAAAUAUUAUGUUAUAUUUA
Messenger RNA from Bicyclus anynana (squinting bush brown), 4616 nucleotides. It is a transcript of the gene CalpA, whose product is annotated as calpain-B. Gene Ontology annotation, biological process: proteolysis. The transcript is spliced from 20 exons. The record is from RefSeq and is a predicted model, not a curated record. The coding region runs from base 207 to 2729 and encodes 840 amino acids. Lineage: Eukaryota; Metazoa; Arthropoda; Insecta; Lepidoptera; Nymphalidae. Gene Ontology annotation, cellular component: cytoplasm. Gene Ontology annotation, molecular function: calcium-dependent cysteine-type endopeptidase activity; calcium ion binding.